AUGGAGAGGAUCAGAGCUCCAGCUGUGUUCUCCCAGAGGAAGAGGCAGAAAGGAAGGCAUUCCCCAAACCCUGCCUGCAGCUAUGAAAUAAAGUUCAAUAAAUUUGUCAUUUUUAUUAUGCAGAGGAAGAUGGGGAUGACCAGAAGGACAUUUCUAAUGGAGCUGGCAAGAAGAAAAGGUUUCAGAGUAGAAAGUGAGCUAAGUGACUCUGUCACUCAUAUUGUGGCAGAGAACAAUUCUUACCUGGAGGUGUUGGACUGGCUGAGAGGACAGGCAGUCCAGGACAGCUCCAGAUUUGAACUACUGGAUAUUUCCUGGUUCACUGCCUGCAUGGAAGCUGGAAGACCAGUUGAUUCAGAAAUGAAAUAUCGACUCAUGGAGCAGCAAGAUCAAUCCCUUACUUCGAAUACAUCUGAAUCAGAAGUACCAUCGUUUACUGCAAGCAAAGUAUCUCAAUAUUCGUGUCAAAGGAAGACAACUUUAAAUAACUUCAACAAGAAAUUCACGGAUGCUUUUGAAAUAAUGGCUGAAAACUACGAGUUCAAAGAAAAUGAAAUAUUCUGCCUGGAAUUUCUGAGAGCAGCUUCUGUGCUGAAAUUUCUUCCAUUUCCAGUGGUCAGAAUGAAAGAUAUCCAGGGGCUGCCCUGCAUGGGACACCAAGUCCGAGAUGUCAUUGAGGAGAUUAUUGAAGAAGGAGAGAGUUCUAGAGCUAAAGAGGUGUUAAAUGAUGAACGAUACAAAUCAUUUAAGCAAUUUACUUCAGUCUUUGGAGUGGGAGUGAAGACAUCUGAGAAAUGGUAUAGAAUGGGUUUACGGACUCUGGAAGAGGUGAAAGCUGAGAAGACCCUGAAGCUAUCAAAAAUGCAAAGAGCAGGGUUUCUCUACUAUGAAGAUCUUGUUAGCUGUGUAUCUAAGGCAGAAGCAGAUGCAGUAGGCUUGAUUGUCAAGAAGACUGUACAUAUGUUUCUACCAGAUGCUUUAGUUACCAUAACUGGUGGUUUCAGAAGGGGUAAGAAGAUUGGACAUGAUAUAGAUUUUUUGAUCACCAAUCCAGGACCGAGAGAAGAUGAUGGUCUUCUGCAUAAAGGCUUACUCUUAUAUUGUGAUAUCAUUGAAUCAACAUUUGUAAAAGAGCAGCUACCAAGCAGAAAAGUUGAUGCCAUGGAUAAUUUUCAGAAGUGUUUUGCAAUUUUAAAGUUAUAUCAGCCAAGAAUAGAAAACAGGAGUUACAAUGCAUCAGAAGAAUUUGAUAUGGCAGAAGUCAAAGACUGGAAGGCAAUCCGUGUGGAUCUGGUCAUAAGCCCCUUUGAGCAAUAUGCAUAUGCUCUGUUAGGUUGGACAGGAUCUAGGCAAUUUGGACGUGAUUUGCGGAGGUAUGCCACUCAUGAGAAGAAGAUGAUGUUGGAUAAUCAUGCCUUAUACGAUAAGAGAAAGAGAAUCUUUCUCAAAGCUGGAAGUGAGGAAGAAAUCUUUGCACAUCUUGGCUUGGAUUAUGUCGAACCAUGGGAAAGGAAUGCAUAAAACAGUUUGCCAGUGUACAUUCAUCAGGAGACAGCAAUGAUCUUUGUGCCUAUUUCUCAGUCUGAAUUAAAAAUAUAUGCAACCUGUAUCUCUAUGGCAGCUAAGAUAAUUUUAAAAAUAUAUUAGUUACAAGCCGCUAUACAUGCUGGUGUUCCUAGAAAAGAAGAGCUUAAAUUCUUCAGAAUCCUUUUUGUUUUUUUCAGUUUGAGUUUCUGAAGUUUCUACACUAGAGUAGAACGGGGGUAGAACUUGAAGAUCUUUUUCAAGGAUAACUUGAAACU
Struthio camelus australis is the source of this 1802-nucleotide messenger RNA. The record is from RefSeq and is a predicted model, not a curated record. NCBI's taxonomy places the organism in Eukaryota, Metazoa, Chordata, Aves, Struthioniformes, Struthionidae.